GUGCUUGUGGGAUUAUGUGCUUACUUUAAAUUCUACUGCUCUUACUGUAAGCCAGGACUAAGAUUCUGCAUUCCAGUUCCUCCCCAUUCGCGGCUUGUCAAUAACCAGCUUGUUUGUGAUCAAGGCUACAGAAUAUCAAAGGGGAUUGCUGACAUUUGUGUGCCUGAUGUUGAGGAGGAGGGUGCUGUUCUGCAAAAAGCUGAGAAGUAUAUUAAAAUGUUAGAGUAUUUGAAGGGGGACUAUAAGUUUGGCUAUGCAAAGUCCCCAAAACUGAAGAUUUCACUGAUCUCUGACCCUAUGGUUCUAAGAGUACUUCAACACUCGCCAAAGGUUCAGUUUUCAGAAGAUAUGAUCGAAGCAAAAAUCACAAAGGUUGGUUUUAGGGUAUUAAUUAGAUUUUACUCGCUAUUUCUGUUCAAAAUUUGUUUGGCGAUUGUUGUUCUGCUUUGUAUCCUGAAGAUAUGGAUAAAUAGACGUAGGAAGGCUGCCAUGCUACGAGCCAGGGCAGUAACAAUAUCCAAAGAAAUCCUUGACAUAUUGAACAGACAGAUUAUGAUGUCUGUCAAAUCUACACAGUUUAAGCCUUAUGUUUUAGCACAGCAAAUGAGGGAUGCGCUUGAUAUAAAGGAGGAUCUGUGGCAGUAUGUAAAUGAGAUCAUACAAAGGAAUUCAAAUGUUGAAAAGAUUACAGAUGACCAGGGCAGAGCCAUGUGGAAAUGGAUUGGCCCUGUUUUAUACAAGACUGAGUCAAUUGAUGUGGAAUAA
Molecule: messenger RNA, 765 nt
Organism: Vittaforma corneae ATCC 50505
Lineage: Eukaryota; Fungi; Microsporidia; Nosematidae
Exons: 1
Source: RefSeq, a predicted model, not a curated record